AUGCAUUUCUGCCUUCCUGACGUCUUCUCAGCACGAGCCACAAUUUACGCCUCCAAUGGGUAUUCACCUGUAGCACGAGAAAAAGCGAGUGAGAAGGAGGAAGUUUGUGAGGAAUCCUCAGGCGAGGAAUCAAAGAGUGGAAAUUAUUGGAAGCAAUUGUGGAGUUUGAUACUGGAAUCAUUUGCAAUACUUCGCACAGUUAACAUCACAUCAAUUCGCGCCUUCAGUCAGCAACCGUCAAGCUUUCCCUACUACUUCCUUCGGCCGGCAGUACGGAGGAGCGACGGAUUCAUUCACUUUCCGGAGCAACAGGUGCAGGUGCACUCGGUGGAGAUAAUUCACCGCGAUUCACCUCAUGAUUUCGCCACGUUCAACGAGACGGCAGUGGAGAACUCGACUUUAGCUCGCCUCUUCAAUAACUCCAUCCAUUCCUCUGUUGUCCACGACAACUUCACACACAAUGCCACGGAUUAUUUUGGCCAGCCACAGAUACCUGCCUAUAUUCGCACCACAGCGAUGGUCCUCUGCAUCCUCAUCCUAUGCCUGGGUGUCAUUGGCAACAUCAUGGUCCCCAUCGUCAUUCUGAAGACGAAAGACAUGCGAAACUCCACCAACAUCUUUCUCACCAAUCUCAGUAUUGCCGAUUUAUUGGUCCUCCUCGUUUGCACACCGACCGUUCUCGUGGAAGUCAAUACGCCACCGGAAACAUGGGUUCUCGGUCAAGAAAUGUGCAAGGCAGUGCCGUUCGUGGAACUCACCGUGGCUCAUGCGAGUGUCCUGACCAUCCUGGCUAUUUCCUUUGAGCGCUACUACGCCAUCUGCGAGCCCCUGAAGGCAGGAUAUGUGUGCACCAAGGCUCGAGCCAUUCUUAUUUGCAUCACGGCAUGGAUAGUCGCGGCGCUCUUCACAAGUCCGAUACUAUCCAUAGCGACCUAUACUAACGAGACGUAUGUGGACGGAAGUGAGGUGGCUGUGUGCAUGACGGCUGCCGACAAGCUCUGGCCCGCCUCCUUCUUCGUCGGCAGCAUCGUGCUGUUCUUCGUGAUCCCUUUCCUUAUCCUCGUGGUGCUGUACUCGGUGAUUGCCCGCCACCUCAUGAACAAUCCCGGACUGAUAUCGUAUGGCCAUCGCCAUGUGCUCAAGUACCGCAAACAGGUGAUUCUCAUGCUGAGCGCCGUGAUUUUCUCCUUCUUCGUCUGCCUCUCACCCUUCCGGGCCUUCACCUUGUGGAUCAUCGUGGUGCCACCCGAGGCCAUCAUGUCCCUGGGCUUCGAGGCGUACUACAAUCUCCUGUACUUCUGCCGGAUUAUGCUCUACCUCAACUCUGCCAUCAAUCCUGUCCUCUACAAUCUCAUGUCAUCGAAAUUCCGCCAGGGAUUCUUCUCCCUCCUGGGCUGCCAUCGAUUGGUGCGCAACAAAUUGCUGACGAGCACACGCAAGGGCACCUUCCACACCACCUCCACAAAUCUCAGCACUUCGAACAGCGGCGAUAAGCACCGGAGACAGCAGACGGAGAAGGAGUCCGCGGGAGGUGCGUCUGCGGCGUCCAAAGUGGCAGCACUCGCAAAUUUCGACGGGAGAGCAUCACAAUCGAAUUACGGGCAAACGGAGAUUGAUGUGGAUCUAUUUAGGUCAGCCGGACCACCCCCCAAUGUGGUGACAGUGAAUGUGGCCAGAGCCGAGUCGCUCGAGGGCAAGCAAGUGGACUGUAGUGGCAACCUGUUGAACAGCCACCACCACGAGUCCCGAGUGAAGUUCAGAGACAGCCCCCAAGUCGGGGAUUCCAGUCACGCAGAUGCCGCGCAGCGUGAGAAGGAGACCCUCAUUCCACAGUGCAACGGAAUUGAUGAUGCCCAUUUGCAGUUUGACUUUGAGGCACUGCCGCGGCUCAAGAAGGAGAGCUUCGUGUAG
Molecule: messenger RNA, 1911 nt
Organism: Phlebotomus argentipes
Lineage: Eukaryota; Metazoa; Arthropoda; Insecta; Diptera; Psychodidae
Gene: ETHR
Product: growth hormone secretagogue receptor type 1
Exons: 6
Coding region: 1-1911 (636 amino acids)
Biological process (GO): G protein-coupled receptor signaling pathway
Cellular component (GO): plasma membrane
Molecular function (GO): G protein-coupled receptor activity
Source: RefSeq, a predicted model, not a curated record